AUGUACGUCGCCCGCUUCGCAGCUCUCCCUCGACCUCAAGCACCGCCCUCUCGCAUCCCGCGCUCACCCACCUCUGCCCCCGCACGCAGGUUCGGCUCCCGCAGCCGGUCCAACACGGCCACGGCCACGUCCGACUACAUCGACCGCGACCGCGACGACUACGACUCGCGCCCGUCCAACGUGCCGCACAACCCGACUCGCCCAGUCGACAAGGAGAAGGCCGAGGCAGAGCUCAACAACGCCAUCAAGAAGGCCACCAACCCGGACGAGACGGCCCCGAAGCAGAAACACGUCCGCAAGGCGAUCGUCUACACGUGGGACUACCGUUCGUCGGCGAGCAUCUGGGCCGCCCUGCGCGUCCAGCCCAUCCUCUCGGACGAGGUGCAGACGUUCAAGGGCCUCAUCACCGUCCACAAGAUCCUCCAGGAGGGUCACCCGAUCACGCUCAAGGAGGCGCAGCACCAGACGUCGUGGCUUGAGACGUGCGCACGGACAGUCGGCGGCGAUGCGACUCGUGGUUACGGCUCGCUCAUCCGGGCCUAUGUCAAGCUCAUCCUCGCCAAGCUCAAGUUCCACCGGCACCACACCGCGUUCAACGGCCUGUUCGAGUACGAGGAAUACGUCGCGUUACGCGGCAUCGACGACCCGAACGAGGGCUUCGAGACGAUCAUGGACCUCAUGAACCUGCAGGACGACAUCGACGCGUUCCAGAAGCUCAUCUUUGCCCACUUCCGCGGCUCGGCCAACAACGAGUGCCGCAUCUCGGCCCUCGUGCCCCAGGUCAAGGAGUCGUACGGCAUCUACCGGUUCAUCAUCAGCAUGUUGCGCGCCAUGUACCGCCGCACCGAGUCGAUGGACGCCCUCGAGCCGCUCAAGGACCGCUACGACCACCAGCACUUCUCGCUCCGCAAGUUCUACUACGAGUGCUCGAACCUCAAGUACCUCACCGGUCUCAUCAACGUGCCCAAGCUCCCCCAGGACCCGCCGUCGCUCAUCGACUCGGGCGACACGCCCGACCUCCCUCGCCGGCCGCCGCCCCAGCAGCAGGCCCAGAAGCCGACGCCGCCUCCCGCUCCGCCCUCGGACGGCAUCGACAUCGAGGAGCAGCGUCGCGCCCUCGAGGAGUACGAGCGCAAGCAGGCUGCGCUCGUCGCGCAGCGCGACGCCGACGCGCGCCGCCUGCGCGAGGACCAGGAGCGCCAGGAGCGCGAGUUCGCCGAGCAGCAGCGCCUGCAGCAGCAGCGCGAGCGCGAGGCGCAGGAGGCGCUCGAGCGCCAGCUGCGCGAGCAGCAGAUGAUGGGCAUGAGCCAGGGCCGCAUGGCCGAGCUCGAGCGCGAGAUCCUCGGCCUGCGCGGGCAGUGGGAGCGGGACCAGAUGAUGCUCGAGCGGUACGAUGCACGCGUCAAGGCGCUCGAGGGCGAGCUCGCCAACGUGUCGGCGACGAUCCAGCAGCAGCUCAUGAGCAAGGACCAGAUGCUCCAGCAGCUGCAGGAUCAGGUCACGCUGUGGCGCAACAAGUACGAGGCGCUCGCCAAGCUCUACUCGCAGCUCCGCAACGAGCACCUCGAGAUGCUCGGCAAGUACAAGCAGAUGCAGCUCAAGGCGGCCUCGGCGCAGGAGUCGAUCGACAAGAUGGAGCGCAUGGAGCGCGACGUCAAGGCCAAGAACCUCGAGCUCGCCGACAUGAUGCGCGAGCGCGACCGCGCCCGGUUCGACCUCGACCGCGUCAAGUCGAGCCAGAAGGACGAGGUCGAGCGCCUCAAGCGCGACCUGCGCUUCGCCGAGGAGCGCUUCGAGGACGCGUCGCGCAGCAAGGGCUCCGAGGUGUCGUCCGUCAUGAGCAAGUUCAACCGCCAGAUUGACGAGCUCGAAAACUCGCUGCGCAAUAAGCAGGACCGCAUCGACGAGCUCCUCUCCAAGCUCGACGAGCAGCGCGGCGACGCCGACCGAGUGCGCGACGAGAAGGACCAGGAGAUCGCCAUCAUGCAGGAGGGCAUGGACGACACGAUCCGCCAGCUGUCCGAGCUCCAGGUGACGCAGGGCGUCGCCGACGAGGCCGUCAACGCCCAGAUCGACACGCUCGUCCUCGAUCAGGAGCGCAAGUUCAACGACAUCAUCGACUCGAUCCUCCAGGCGUGCGCGCACAAGGUCGACGACGCCCUGUACGAGCUCGAGUCGCCCAUGCACGACGGCAACCAGAACUCGACGCCCGAGUACACGCUGUCGAUGAUCGAGAAGGCGACGACGAGCGCGACCGAGUUCGCCAUGGUGUUCGACCUGUUCCUGUCGCGCGACAAGGGCGGCGAGCACGUCGAGGUGAUCAAGACGGCCAACAACUUUGCGCAGGCGCUCGCCGAGGUCCUCACCAACACCAAGGGCCUGUCGCGCCUCGCGCCCGACGACGCCGCCAUCGACGCCCUCACCCAGACGGGCCGGGUCCCGGGCACGGCCGCCCUGCGCUUCUUCAACGCCGUCCAGUCGUACCGCCUCCAGGGCGCGCAGCCCGACGCCCGCAAGGAGGUCGUCAUCCGCAACAACAUGGAGGUCCGCAGCGCGCUCCAGAAGCUCGCGGCCUCGGUCGAGGGCCUCAAGCCCAAGGCGGGCGCCAACAACCUCGCCAAGGCGAGCGGCGACCUGAACGACCUCGUCGAGUCCGAGAUGCAGGCGGCGGCUCGCGCGAUCGAGGAGGCGACCAAGCGCCUGCAGGCGCUCAUGGCCCGUCCGAGGGACUCGCGCCAAUCGGCGACCGACCUCCAGGUCCACGACGCCAUCCUCGCGAGCGCGCUCGCCAUCACCAACGCCAUCGGGCGCCUCAUCAAGGCGGCGACCGACUCGCAGCAGGAGAUCGUCGCGCAGGGCAAGGGCUCGAGCUCGUCGACGGCGUUCUACAAGCGCAACCACCGGUGGACCGAGGGCCUCAUCUCGGCGGCCAAGGCCGUCGCGCGCGCGACGACGUUCCUCAUCGAGACGGCCGACGGCGUCAUCAGCGGCACCAAGACGCUCGAGCAGCUCAUCGUCGCGUCGAACGAGGUGGCGAGCGCGACGGCGCAGCUCGUCCAGGCGAGCCGGGUCAAGAGCGAGCUCAUGUCGCAGACGCAGGAGCAGCUCGAGCGCGCCGCCAAGGCCGUCACGGACGCGUGCCGCGCCCUCGUGCGCCAGGUCAAGGCCAUCACCGAGGAGCAGCUCAAGCGCGACGGCGACGACGUCGACCCGGACGCGCUCAACGCCCACGAGUUCAAAAUGCGCGAGAUGGAGGUCCAGGUCGAGAUCGUCACGCUCGAGAAGAACCUCGCCGACGCGAGGCGGCGACUCGGAGCGUACCGACGGUCGCACUACCACGCCGAGGAGUGAGCCGGGUCGAGAGGGCGAGGAGGAAGAGGGAGCGUUCUCUGCAACGUCGACGAGGGUCUCUGUGCCUGCU
Messenger RNA from Rhodotorula graminis WP1, 3421 nucleotides. RefSeq lists its product as uncharacterized. The coding region runs from base 1 to 3351 and encodes 1116 amino acids. Gene Ontology annotation, biological process: actin filament organization; endocytosis; clathrin coat assembly. NCBI's taxonomy places the organism in Eukaryota, Fungi, Basidiomycota, Microbotryomycetes, Sporidiobolales, Sporidiobolaceae. Gene Ontology annotation, molecular function: actin filament binding; phosphatidylinositol-3,5-bisphosphate binding; phosphatidylinositol-3,4-bisphosphate binding. The transcript is spliced from 7 exons. The record is from RefSeq and is a predicted model, not a curated record. Gene Ontology annotation, cellular component: clathrin-coated vesicle; actin cortical patch.